Monodelphis domestica (gray short-tailed opossum) is the source of this 1655-nucleotide messenger RNA. Its product is annotated as olfactory receptor 2D3-like. Lineage: Eukaryota; Metazoa; Chordata; Mammalia; Didelphimorphia; Didelphidae. The record is from RefSeq and is a predicted model, not a curated record. Gene Ontology annotation, cellular component: membrane. Gene Ontology annotation, biological process: G protein-coupled receptor signaling pathway. Gene Ontology annotation, molecular function: olfactory receptor activity; G protein-coupled receptor activity.
UAAUCUCCUGGGGUGGGGGUUAGGCAAGAUCCUCCUGGGUUUUGGGUAGAAGAGGCUGGUGCUUCUCCCUCUCAUUUCUCUAUGGAGACCUGGCCAUCACAUAGUGUCAUAAAAACCCUAGUCUACUGGCCAAUGGGGAUGUGGCUUCUCCUCUCACCAGUGGUGCUAUGGGAUUCUCUUCUUAGGCACUGCUUCAGUGUUUCUCAGAAGUCACUUAUACACCUUCUUUGCCUUGGCAGAAAGGGUUCCCUGAUCUAGAAGAAGUAAUAGUGGCCUCAGGACAGGCAUAGUGGCAGUGAGUGAGGAAGAAAAGGUGGGGAAACAAGCCCAUGAAUUCCCUGAUGUCCAGAGCUUGCCUAGUGGCUUCUUGGAGUGACCUGGAAUCUACUUGCCUUGCUGGUGGCCUAGAUCCUGUGUCUGGCCCUUACUCAAGCCUCUUCUCAAAGAAACAAGUGAUCCAUCUAUUGGAGAUCUUUGCAUUUCAUCUAUUUGAAGGGUCCCUACUAUCUCAAUGUUCCCAGCAUCGAACCACAGUUCCAUUAGUGAAUUUCUCCUGCUUGGCUUCUCCAGUGACUCCACCUCAAAUAGGAUCCUUUUCAUCAUCUUUCUCCUUCUCUACCUCUGCUCAGUCCUGGGUAAUGGACUCAUCAUCCUCCUGAUCUCUCUGGAUUCCCAUCUCCACACACCAAUGUAUUUUUUCCUCAGUGUCCUUUCCCUAUUGGACAUGGGCUAUGUCACCACCACAGUGCCUCAGAUGUUGGUGCACCUGCUUUCCAGUUCUAAGCUCAUCUCCUUUGGAGGUUGCUGGCUACAGAUGUAUGUAUUUGGUGCCCUGGGUCUCAGUGAGGGCAUCAUCUUUGUAGUCAUGGCUUAUGAUCGCUAUGUAGCCAUCUGCUUCCCAUUGCAUUACACACUCAUCCUCGACUGGAAUUUGUGUGUGAGGUUAGUGGUAGGGACUUGCACCUGUGGUUUCUUCCUCUCCCUACCCCAUACCUACUUUACCAUGAGUCUCCCCUUCUGUGGCCCCAAUAUGGUCAAUCACUACUUCUGUGAGGGCCCCUCAGUCCGAAGCUUGGCCUGCAUGGACACACACUUGAUUGAGGUAGUAGACUUCAUCAUAAGCAUCUUCGUGGUGUUAGUCCCUCUUUCACUAAUCCUGGCCUCCUAUGUCCGCAUCACCAUGUCUAUCCUCAAGAUCAAGUCUACCAAAGGCAGGUUUAAGGCGUUUUCCACUUGUGCUUCUCACCUCACUGUGGUCACUCUGUUCUAUGGACCUGGUAUAUAUAUCUAUAUGAGGCCCAACUCCAACUACUCUUCAGAGAGAGACAAGCAAGUCUCACUUUUCUACAAUAUGUUCACUGCCCUGCUCAACCCAGUGGUCUACAGUCUUAGGAAUAAGGACAUAAAGGCAGCAUUCAUCAAGGUGGUACUGCAGAACAGAAUAGCCUAGUAAGAAGAAAGCCUUAGAAUGGAUCAUUUCUUCCCCCCUUUUUUUUCCUUUUUGAUACUGGGUUUCCUUUUCUCACCCAAGUAGUAUAGCCACUUCUUAUCCCCACCCCACUGCUGAUCAGCACCUUUUGACCCACUCCAUUUUUUCAGUCUAGAAGACACUUUAUUAUGAUUUGAUUAGUAUGAAAACCAAUCUUAAAAAUAAA